Molecule: messenger RNA, 1800 nt
Organism: Colletotrichum lupini
Lineage: Eukaryota; Fungi; Ascomycota; Sordariomycetes; Glomerellales; Glomerellaceae
Exons: 5
Coding region: 1-1800 (599 amino acids)
Cellular component (GO): SUMO-targeted ubiquitin ligase complex
Molecular function (GO): ubiquitin-protein transferase activity
Source: RefSeq, a predicted model, not a curated record
AUGAUAUCCGAAGUCUUGGGCUCACAAGGGACAUAUUACCGUCUCUACCUUACCUGGCUUACCCUGAAAGUCCAGAGGUGCUCCUGCCUUAUCGGCGGUGUUGCCCCCCUGCAGCGCCUGCACUGUGCGAGCUUAUCUAAGGCUGAAGCGCCAAACCAUCCGUCGCUCUUUCCGCUGAAUGGCCUAGACCCGCACUUGACCUUUAACCGCCACCAACCUAACAACACCACAACCACGACGGGCAAGUCCAAGGACCUCGCCUCUUCCUUGUGCUCCGAAGCGCCCUCGGAUUUUCUUCCUUCUUCCACAUCUCGAUCACACCAACAGCUUCCACGGGAUGGUCGCUUCACCAUUGUGCCCGUCGUAGGAGGUUCACUUCUACUUUACGUCUCCCGAUACGACCCGACCUUCACGACUACGACUCUCCUCCCGCACGCAAGACACCUACCCGAGGAACAGACGGUUUCAUCUCUUUUGCCUGAGCAAGAACUUUACGACGAUAGCGACAUCGAGGCCGCCUACCAAGGCUACAUUCCCGAAUCCUCCUCCGACGUGGUCGAUCACCGCUCAAGCAUAUUCGACUCCGAAGCCGAUGCGCAGGUGGAUUGGGACCCUGAGUCUGAUUCACAAUCACAGGCACAGCCUUCAGAGUCCGAUUCAGAGUCCUUGAUGUCACUCGAGAUUGACCCUCACGAUCCGCUAUUUAACGACUCGGACCCUUUCUCUCCCGAUCUUGCCGACGAGCUUGAGCUUGCGCUUCUUGCCGAGAUGGAUCAGUUGCCACAGCUCCGCGAACAAAGGAUGCCACCUCCAGGUGGCCGAGAUGAAAGCAUGCGAGGGCAACGUGGAGGCGGUGCCGCCCUUCAUAAUGGCUCAGGCGAUGUUCUUGUGGAUCUGGAGCUGUACUUCGAACAGGAUAGAAACGAGAGGAGACCUCAAAACAACCAAAACGGCCCUGCCGAUGUCAUCGACCUGACCAACGAACCCGACAGCCCUAUCCAGAGACAUGCUCCUCGACCUCCCACGAAUCCCAGAAGACAACAUUCCCAAGGCAGGAACCCGCCAUCUUUCUCGCGGAGUGACAGUAGCAUUCUCGCGGGCAAUGCACCACCCGUCAUCGACCUCACCGACGACUCACCCGAAGUUCCGAGAAGACGUACGCAUGUACCGCCGCCUCCACAGCCACCUCGUCAGCGCGAUCGCAGUCGACAGCCGGUCGGAUUCAUGCUGAACCCGAACGGAAGUGCAUUCAGUGGGCUAGCAGCCGGGUUAAGGCGCCACCUGUAUCCUUUCAGGCUCUACCCUGGUCCUGAGGACGAGGUACAGCUACUCGGCAUGUUGCACAAUCGUAUUAAUCAAGGAGGAGACCUGAACAACCCCCUUGGCAAUAUCCAACUUCAAUACGAGCACGGCGCUUUCGAUCAACGCGCCGAAUCACCUAAACCAGUCCACCAAGCUCCGCCUCCCCCUAGACCUGGAUAUACGAGGGACACCGCCUCCGAUUUAGUUGUGAUUUGUCCAGCAUGCAACGAGGAACUGGCUUACGACCCUGACGUGCCUGUCAACGGGAAGCAAUCUGCGCGGAAGGGCAACAAGCGCCAGCGCAGUGAACAUCACUUUUGGGCCUUGAAGGGUUGCGGACAUGUUUACUGCGAAGACUGCUACGAGAAUCGCAAGCCGGUAGCUAAGCGCCCGAAUACCGGAUUUGGGCGCGACGAUGAAAGCAAACUCACCUGUGCAGUCGAUGGUUGCGAGACACAGGCUACGAACAAGACAGCCUGGGUUGGAAUCUAUCUUUGA